AUGGUCGAGGUGCAGGUGACCCUGCGUCUGCAGUGUGAGCAGCUGGCCAAGGAGAGGUCCGAGGCCAGCCUGAGACUGAACAAGGCCCUACUGGAUCUGGAGAGACUACGGCCCCCCAGCCCCACACACUCUACUCCGCUAUUAUGGCGGAGAGGGCUUUGCGAUGCCACGCCCAGACAGAGACGCUGGGAGGAGCAUGACAAAGUUAAGGCGGAGCUGCAGCGCUCCCUGCAGGCUAGUGAGAACAGUGCAGCGGCGGCCAAGGAGGCUUUGCGUGUGAAGGAGACAGAGCUGAGAGACCUGAGGUCCCAGAAGGCUGUGGAACAGGGCCUGGUGUCCAAGGAGGACCACGAGUCCCAGCGCCUCUCACUGCAGGCCGAGAUCAACGCAUUCACCGCCCAAUUCAACAACCUCACACGCAAACACGAGAAGACUUGCACCGAGGUGUUCCAGGUGCAGCGUGAGGCUCUGUUUAAUAAGAGUGAGUGUCAGGUGGCCGAGGCUCAGCUGGCCACAGCGCAGCAGCAGCUGGCUGACCUGCAGGCCCAGUCCAGCCACGUCCAGGAGCUCCACAAAGACAUCCAGGACUCCCAGGCCCUGGUCAAGGAGAAUGACCGCAAGAUAAUUGAGCUGUCUAAGGAAGUGUUCCGUCUGAAAGAGGCUGUGGGGGCUCUGAGUCCUCCUCUGGGCUUUUCCUCCUCCUCCCACUCCCAGUCUGAGAGAGUCCACCCUGGGAACCUUGGCCAGCAGGUGUCACUGCAGAACAGAGUGGCUGUACUCUUCAAGGAAAUCCAAGAUUGGGAACGAACGCACAGACAAGUUAUAGCUGUGUACCGAUCCCAUCUACUGGCUGCUGUACAGGGCCGGAUGGACGAGGAGGUACAGGGUCUGUUACUUCAUAUCCUCAGUAUGUCACACAAGGACCAGGGACACUGACCCCCCUGGUUGGUUGGUUGGUUGGUUGGUUGGUUGGUUGGCUGGCUGGCUGGCUGGCAGGCAGGCAGGCAGGCAGGCAGGCAGGCAGGCAGGCAGGCAGGCAGACUACUCACUGUACACUGGCAGACACAACAGGCCAUGGGAUCCAGCACUGUACUGUACCAUCUACUAACUACAGAAUAUGUACACACUUACUGAAAGCAGCUGGUCUGUUUUGGAGACAGCUGCAUACAAUACAAUACAGACAUCAAGGCUAACCCAUUUAUGACUAGCAUUGAACUGGAUAUGUAUGGAUAAGUAUGGUUUUCUGGUAUCAGAAAGAGAAAUGUCUGUAUAGAGAUGUACUUGUAUUGAAUAACAAGAAUGUAUCUCUUGUCUCUUGAGCCUACUGAUUGUAUGACUGAUUGUAUUCUGUAUGAUAUUCUUACAGUAAAGAUAUAGAA
Messenger RNA from Salvelinus sp. IW2-2015, 1379 nucleotides. NCBI's taxonomy places the organism in Eukaryota, Metazoa, Chordata, Actinopteri, Salmoniformes, Salmonidae. The record is from RefSeq and is a predicted model, not a curated record.